AUGUUUAAGUGGGUACAAUCAGGACUUUCUGCCGUGGCUGGACUUGCCGAACCUGAAUAUGGUGCCGAUGCCAUUCGUCCAGUUACUGACAUUCCCGAAGGUGAACCAGUUUAUAGAGAAACAGAUGCUAAGGAUUUCCUUUGGCAGGGGCUUAAUUACACCAAUGUUGAAACUCAAACUUUCUAUUUUACUUGUUUAAAAACUGGAUUUACUGGAUUUGCUCAAAUCAUUCAUUCCAAUGUCAUGGGUGUUCACACAACUGCUCAAUUCACUUUCAGAUUAUGUAAUUUCAAAGAUGGUAAAAACAUCAAUCUUUGGACUUCAACUAAAUUAGAGGAUUUUGAGAUCAAAGGUAAUAAUUUCUAUGCUAAGAACUUAUCCUUUGAAUUGGUUGGUGAAAACAAAUAUAUCUUGAAAUCUUCAGUUACUGAAGAAUCAAUUGUUGAAUUUGAAGUAGAAAAAUUAGUCCCUGGAGUUAUCUUUGGUAAAAACGGUGAAACUCUUUAUGGUGAAGAUCUUGAAAAUCCUUGGGGUUCAAUGAGACAUGUUUUCUGGCCUCGUUGUUCUGUAAAAGGAACUAUCAAAACCAAAGAAGGAGAUUAUGAAAUUGAUGGAUUAACUAUGUUUGUUAUGGCUUUACAAGGAAUGAAACCUCAUCAUGCUGCUAAAUCAUGGAAUUUCUUAAAUUUUCAGUCAGAAAACUAUUCUGCUGUACAAAUGGAAUUCACUACUCCAAAAUCUUAUGCUAACACUAAAGUCAAUAUUGGUAUUGUUUGCUCUAAAGAUAAAAUCUUAUGUGCAUCCAUCAAUAAUAACGUUGUACAUAAAGAUAGUGUAGUUGAUGAAGUUGGUUGGCCUGUUCCUAAAGCUAUUAGUUUCCAUCAUGAUGAUGAUAAAUUCCAUGGUGAAGUUUCAGGUAAUUUAGAUCGUUUGGUUGAAAGGGUUGAUGUUAUGGCAGAAAUUCCUCAAUUCGUUAAGAAUAUUGUUAGUGGAGUUGCCGGAGCAAAACCUUACAUUUACCAAUAUUUAGAAGAUUUUGAAAUCAAAUUCGAUGAUGUUUCUGAAAAGGGAGUUGCUUAUACUGAAGUCACUUUCAUCACUGAAUUUGAUUGA
Molecule: messenger RNA, 1113 nt
Organism: Yamadazyma jaroonii
Lineage: Eukaryota; Fungi; Ascomycota; Pichiomycetes; Serinales; Debaryomycetaceae
Source: the annotation of a GenBank genome assembly